Messenger RNA from Ciona intestinalis (vase tunicate), 996 nucleotides. Its product is annotated as tRNA-dihydrouridine(20a/20b) synthase [NAD(P)+]-like. Lineage: Eukaryota; Metazoa; Chordata; Ascidiacea; Phlebobranchia; Cionidae. Gene Ontology annotation, biological process: tRNA processing. Gene Ontology annotation, molecular function: tRNA dihydrouridine synthase activity; flavin adenine dinucleotide binding. The record is from RefSeq and is a predicted model, not a curated record.
UUCUGUGUUACUUAUAUAGGUACAUUUUAGGGUUGUUUGUUUUUAUUACAUGCUGCUUUUACUUGCUUAUAAAGAAAAUGACAAACGCUGUGAUGGAACUGCUCACUGAUCCAAAGCCUACAAAAAUUUGUGCUCCAAUGGUCCGAUACUCGAAACAUGCAUUUCGUUUACUUGUGCGAAAGUAUGACUGCGAUAUCGCUUAUACCCCAAUGAUUGUUGCGAAAUCUUUUUUAGAGUCCGAUUCUUGCCGGCAAAAUGAGUUUAUCACUUCAAAAGAUGACACGCCACUUAUAGUGCAGUUUGCAGCGAAAAAUGCAAAGGAAUUUUCUGAAGCUAGCGAGCUUAUUUACCCUUUUGCAAGUGGGGUAGGACUUAACUGUGGCUGUCCACAGAGAUGGGCAAUGGCAGAAGGCUAUGGAGCAAAGUUACUUCAAAAACCAGAAGAAAUUGUGGAUUUUAUAAGAUUUACAAAAGCUCUUGUGUCUGAUGAAAAGUUUACUAUUUCGGUUAAGAUACGUUUGCAUGAAGAAUUGGCGCGAACUGUAGAAAUGUGUAGAGGAUUGGAAAAAGCUGGGGCAUCUUUUGUUUCUGUGCAUGGCAGAACUUCAAAAGAACGUCACCAGCCUGUUCAUUAUGAUGCGAUAAAGAUUCUAAAAGAAUCUGUUUCAAUACCAAUCGUUGCAAAUGGUGGCGUAAAUACUUACAAAGAUUUUGAUAAAGUUCAUAAAAUGACCGGCGCUAAUGGAGUAAUGGUAGCACAAGGUUUAUUAAAUAAUCCAGCGCUCUUUCAAGGUUAUAAAACAACCCCUUUGUCUUGUGUGAAAGACUGGCUCGAUAUAAGUUUAAGCUACGGAACACCUUUUACACCGUUUCAUAACCAUCUUAUAUACAUGCUUGAUAAUGUUACCAGUCGUGCAGAAAAACGAAUUUUUAACAACUUGCAAAGUACCCCGGCAGUUUUGGAGUUUUUAAAUAAAUAUUUUGUUGAUUCUUAGA